AUGACUUUCACAUAUCCCCAGCCCGCCGAAGUGGCCAUACAUUACGGCGAUCUCACUAUGAAAUUUAAGCUCGAUGGAUCCAAAAGCGCUAUCCGACUUUUUGAAAGAAGCGACGCUUCUCUCAGGCUAGCUAUUGCCGGAAGUCACGAUCUCACACUAGAUACGCCUAUGUUCAAGAAGAAAGUUGCAGAAGCAAAUGAGCCUUUGGAUCCAAGAUUAGUCCGGAGAGUAUACGGCAGUCAUUAUGAAAUCAGGAGCGUGUUUGACAAUAGCAAGGUUAUACUACUGGGCGAAGGAACGCAUCAUUUUACUGUGCGGACUAGAGCUUCAUUAAUCAUCUAUGCCAGCCCACACACUCCUUCCCUUGGAGACUGGUGUUUUCAGUACCGCCCCGGCCAAGGCCAUGAAUUUGCGAUUACGAGCGAUGUUGAUGUGGCCAUCACACAUGAACUGCCUAAAGGCAUCAUGGAUUACGCUAAUGGUCAACGUACAGGUAGUUCGGAUCUAUUUGGAGUUGUUGCUCGGGCCCAGACCGCGCAUGCACUGCUUUGGUCACAUCCACAAGGACUGGGUUGUAAAACUCGUUGCAUGGAGGGAAGGUUUCAGUGAGGAACCUUCUCAUAUGACUGGCAUUGACAACGAGAAUUCACUUGUGGUUGGAAGGCUUUCUGAUAUUAUCCAGGAGAAGACCCACAAGACCUUCUACAUGACCAGCCACCGCAACAGCGACCCGCAUACAAUUCAAGAUGGCACCCAUGUACUAUUCGUCAAUGCUGCUAUUGAGGGUACUACUGGAGAAUAUUCGGUGUAGCCGCCGUGGUUAGUUGGCCUCGAGCUUCCGAAGGUUUAAGCUGGUCUUGCCAUAUACGAUCUUAUUUGAUCUCAUCUUUUCAUUCAAUGCUAAUAAAACCAGGUCAGCUUCCAUAUUGCAAUACCAAUUACAUUAAAAUUACAAAUGAAAGGAACAUUUUCUAGCGGGUAUCCUGCUACGAUG
Messenger RNA from Aspergillus ruber CBS 135680, 994 nucleotides. RefSeq lists its product as uncharacterized. The record is from RefSeq and is a predicted model, not a curated record. The transcript is spliced from 2 exons. Lineage: Eukaryota; Fungi; Ascomycota; Eurotiomycetes; Eurotiales; Aspergillaceae. The coding region runs from base 1 to 609 and encodes 202 amino acids.